AUAGACUGCCUAUCGUACAGACGUCUAUUCCUCUCUAAUUAUUUCAUCUUCAAAUGAAUUACUUGAAGAAAAUUUUCUUUUUUAUUGCUCUUGAUGAGGAUGACGAUGUUCUGAUGGCAGCAAUGGCAGUGUACAAUUUGACUUUUACUGAGUUGGAGGAUCUUAACCAUAUUAGAAAUUUACUUGUGGCUCAUACGAAGGAGAGAGAAGAGCACCAGAAAAAUAAAAAUUUUUUUGAGGAGACUGUGCCACUAUAUUCAUUGUCAGAUUUUAAGUCGCACUUCCGGAUGACAAGAACGACUUUUGAAAAUUUAAGUCGCAGUUUGGGAAAUGACUUGAAUACGCCUUAUUCCAUUGUGCCAGUUGAGAAGAAAUUUAUUUAUAACAUUUUUACGGGCAAUGCCCAUUCGUACAUAAGUACUAGAAUUAUAAAAUUAACAUUAAGCAGAGUGUAACUAGCGAAGACUCGACAGUUUAUUCUCCCGCAGUAUAAUCCUCAAGAAUUAGCUUUCGUAAAUU
Messenger RNA from Leptopilina boulardi, 519 nucleotides. RefSeq lists its product as uncharacterized. NCBI's taxonomy places the organism in Eukaryota, Metazoa, Arthropoda, Insecta, Hymenoptera, Figitidae. The record is from RefSeq and is a predicted model, not a curated record. The transcript has 3 exons. Bases 54 to 455 code for a protein of 133 amino acids.